Messenger RNA from Austrofundulus limnaeus, 1385 nucleotides. RefSeq names its product LHFPL tetraspan subfamily member 5b (gene lhfpl5b). The coding region runs from base 276 to 932 and encodes 218 amino acids. The transcript is spliced from 3 exons. The record is from RefSeq and is a predicted model, not a curated record. Gene Ontology annotation, biological process: detection of mechanical stimulus involved in sensory perception; sensory perception of sound. NCBI's taxonomy places the organism in Eukaryota, Metazoa, Chordata, Actinopteri, Cyprinodontiformes, Rivulidae. Gene Ontology annotation, cellular component: plasma membrane.
CAGUUUUAACACAAACGAGUCACUGCAGUGUUCAGUUACCUUUAAGCAGGACAGGUGAGCAGGUGUUUUCAGGAGGCUGGCAAWCUGUGACGUCACUGCGACGUGGCGAGGUGAGGUGCUGUCCAAGGUGCUGAAUCUUCAGGUAUGAAGCAGCCGGUGGUGUGGGUGUUAAACGUCUUUUAGAUGAAGAGAGAACACCUCUCACCGUCUUUUGCGCUUAUUUAGUGCCUGAAACCAACUUUUCUCGCCCCUCUUCCUCCCUCCCCUCCAGCAUCAUGGACCUCCUUCCCGCCCAGGAGGCCGCCAAAAUCUACCACACCAACUACGUGAGGAACUCCCGCGCCAUCGGCGUCAUGUGGGCCGUGUUCACCAUCUGCUUCGCCAUCAUCACGGUGGUGGUCUUCAUCCAGCCCUACUGGAUCGGGGACAGCGUCAACACCCCGCAGGCCGGCUACUUCGGCCUCUUCCACUACUGCAUCGGGAACGCGCUCACGUCGGAGCUCACCUGCAAGGGCAGCGUCUUCGACUUCAACUCCAUCCCGUCCCCGGCCUUCAGGACCGCCAUGUUCUUCGUCGGGACCUCCAUGCUGCUGGUGGUGGGCACCAUGGUGGGCUUCAGCAUGUUCUUCUUCUGCAGCGCGGCGAACGUGUACAAGAUCUGCGCGUGGAUGCAGCUGGCCUCAGCCGUGUUGAUGGUGAUGGGCUGCAUGAUCUACCCAGACGGCUGGGAUUCUGAGCAGGUGAAGACGAUGUGCGGCCAGAAGACGGAUAAGUACAGCCUGGGAAACUGCACGGUGCGCUGGGCCUACAUCCUGGCCAUCAUYAGCAUUCUGGACGCCACCCUCCUGGCUCUGUUGUCCUUCACCCUCGGCAAUCGGCAGGACAAUCUGCUGCCAGACGACUUCCAGGUGGAGGGAGCAGAGAACACCUGAACACAUCGACUUCAGUAGCCCAGCUUCAUGAAGACACAUUUUAUGGCAUAGCUUUAAAGGUUUUGAUCCGUUUUUAUGUCUCGCAAACAUUUUCCUCUGUUCGUCAMACAAAAACUCACAGCCAUCAUGUACUGAACGAAGAUCUGUUUUAUUGAAUGGYGUUGUACACUUCUGUAAUUAUUACCUCACAAAGUCUAUGAUUUUUUUUCUUCAGUGUGACACUAAUGUAAUUUUUUUUUUACCGUUAUGUCUGAACAACAUAGUUUACUUUGAUAUGAUCAGUUUGAUACACCAUAACAUCAGAUCUCACCAAGUCUAUGGUUAAAACCAGUGACAUUAGUAUCCAACAGUUGGCCACAUACACACACACACACACACACAACUGAGCUCAAACACAUCUUUCAUACACUUUAUUAAAACACAGCUAACCCAGCUAAAUUCUUUUUUUUUUUU